UAUCGUCACGGAAUAUUCAGGCACUCUUAGCAUCAUUGGUAAAGCUACUCAGCGAGCAGGCGAAAUACCCCCAGGAGACUCAGGACGUCCGAAUCAUUACGCUGGUAACAAGCGUGAUGGAUCGCAUGCGCAUCGGAGAUUUGGGCAUCGGCGAGAACGUCGGCAGUGAUCAGCAUUUGCAGGAGUACCUCGCGCAGGCCGCCUUUCUAAAGGGUCUUAUUGAAUGCUUACGAUUGCGCGAUCACGACAUGGUCCGUUAUCUGGUCCAUGAGAUGAUACCUAGAUAUUGGGUAGAGCCGGUCUCCGAGUAUCCAUUGGCAUUGGAUGAAGCGGUGCUCAUCUUUGGGCAGGCGGCGAGCGAGCUGGUCUUGAGCGCCCCCGUCGCCUACAUGGACGGAUCGGAAUCAACAAGGUCGCUUAUUCUCGAUCUGACAACGAUUCUUGAGGAAUAUCUUCCGCCAGCUGGACUGAGCGGGUUUGUCUCCGAUUAUGCAAUUGCGAUGCUCUUAAAAUUUGUCCUGAUGAUAUUCUCCAUCGAGUUCCCUGAGGAUCUGCAACACGAGAGAAUAUUCUCGGAGAACCUGGCAAUAUCAAAAGAUAUCCAAGAAGCAAGUCCUCGCGCUUCAGUAUCCACUGAACACGAACCAGAGAAUCUCUCAAGGACGCCCCCAAGAUCACCCCUCAGCCCCAAAGUCAGCGGGGAAUAUUUCCAGGCGCGCUCAAUGCCACCACAUGAUCCAAACCGCACAAUGGGCGAGCGUUCAAAUCCAUUACUACAGCGCGCGCGGUCUUACUUUGAUGCUCUUUGGGAAAACGGGCACCGAGAUAUCAUUACGCAGCAACUAAAGGCAGAGGUCGAAAACAUAUCAUUCCGGAGGCUGGUUAGCUUAUACCAUCGGGUUGUUCUUGGGUCCGUCAACGAGAUGAGCUCACCCAUACUAGCCGCGACGCUGAACACCUUUUUCAAUAAGCUUGUCGCUCAUCAGCCAGAACCGAGCGAGCGUUUGUCGAGGCUACUGCGGCAACUUUCUACAGUGCAUCGUGCAGCAUUCUACAAGCCCAUGAUCGCAUGCGUGGCUUCAGAUUCCACUCAGUUUGUCACGGAUUACCUGUGUGUCCUUUCCUGUUUGGAGAUACAUAUGGGCUUAGUAGAUCUCUAUAUGAGGGAUGCCGAUAUGUUAUCUGUCAUCGCCAUGACGGACGUUGGCCCUGAACGACCAAGGAACGAUCCUCACACUCAGACGCUGAAGUGGGGGUCUUGCACUGUUGGUCAAUGCGUCAUCGUCCUAGAAUUUAUCUAUGCAAUCAAGAGGCUCGCGAGGAGCGGGGACAAAUAUCAAGUCGAGGUCGGAAAAAUGUUUCUGAUCGACCUGGAGAGGAAGCUGGGCUUGUACCUUUUGUCUAAGGAAAAGAAAAUUCUUGUCCCCCGGCCUAUGCGCGUUUUGCAGUGUCGGAUUUUUUACGAGAUUCGUAUGCUGUGUAAAACUAUCCACAGACCCGGCUGGCUUCCACGGAUACUAGAUUGGGCCAUCAACUAUAAGGCGCCGGCAGGAGCAGGAAACGCGAAAGGUGGUCCUUAUGCCAUCCCAGAAACCAUGCGUCUGCGUAUCAAGCACAUCUAUAGCAGCGUGGACAGUUUAGUGGGCGAGCGAAAAGACCGAUAUACCGUCAAGGUCACGAAUACAACUAAUCACUCUAACGAGACGAACUCAAAUACGACUAAGGGACGCGAAAGCACCACAGAGCUAUCCAAAACCGCCAACGUGCCAGCCAAGAGCAAUGUUCUAUUGCAGCCGAAACGACUGAGCCGAAUGGGGGAUAUCAGGAUGGACGAAACAGUGGCGACUCUGAAGCUGCUCAUCACUGUCCAUUCAGCCAUCCAAGUCAGCGAGUACCUCAAACUUAUUGAACCACUGUGGAAUGUCUAUCUACUUGAGUCUCAUCCUAAAGUGGUGUCGUCCGCGGCGUUUUUGUUCGUCAAGUGCGCUGAUAUCGCGCCCAAAACGAUCUACUCUAUAAUCUCACGCGACUUGAGCAGUGAGGAUCCCUUCAAACGUCUGUCGACUGUGGAGAGGCUCAGUGCUAUUUUCGAACAUCGUAACGAGCUAUUGCUGCAGCCGUACGUCAUUGACCCUUCUGCACGAGGUCCAUUUCGCGCCAUAAACGUACAGGUCCCAUUCGUCUCCUCUGAAGUUGGCAGCAACCGGUACACGAUGGACGAGCCGCGAUGGCUAACGGAAUUGAAGAGCGUUGGCAAUUUUCCUGUCGACAUUCGAAACCGUUUCGAGGAACUUGGGUGGGGCGAAAGAGGUCGACUCGAGAAAGAGAUGAUGAGGCGUGCCCAGACGCCACUGAUGUUGUCAUGGACCGGCUAUCUAGACGAAGACUUUGAGAACAAGACAAACUUUGGGCGAACUCACACAGUGAUCCCUAAAGACAGACACGCUACUGUGCUGGUUCCAGUCCUCAACUCUCUCAACAUGGCGACUAUUGAUCUGCUGGACGACAGCACGGUUGGCGUCCGUUCAGCAGCCAUCGAUUUUCUUUCCAAUUAUAUCCGAAACGAGCCGGUUGUAUUUGUCCGAUGGCUGCUUGCGGAAAUUGUUCAGGCAAAACCGGAGCGACAAAAGGCCCUUAUCUCUCGACUCCAUCUGCUCCUCAGUUCAAGUUCUAAAUUGCCACCUGGUUUCUCUUUUGCGCUGUUCAAUCACCUUUUGGGCCUGCUCAAGUGGUAUCAGAGGAGCUCGAGGCCAUUAGGAAUGGAUAUGAUAGAGGCUGUUCUUCCCCUCCUGGCUGAUAUUGUGUCGUCCACCAAUGACAUUGUCUUCAAGGAUCUCAAGAGGAACAAAAUCGACGUCUUUUUUUCGAACCUGGGUCGUUUCUGGUUCAGAUCCAAUAUCACACCCGAGUCCAUGUUUCCUCACGGACUUUCGAAUACAGGCAACGUUCUAGCGCUGCUGGCCGUCCCUCGCCAGUUGUUCCAGAUGACAAUUAUCAACACCAACCAGAUCCAAUUCAUGACGAACUUUCUCGUCCGGUUUCCUCUGGAGGCUCCCGAUAUCAAGAACAGUAUUGGUCGAUUUAGCAGGAUGCCAAGACUCGAUGCGUCGGAAUCCGCCAUCAAUCCCAAGCUGGAGGAUAAUCAGUACCUUCCAGACGUGUUCAAGGUCAAGACGCGUUUUGUCACGGCCAUGUCACUUCAGGAUCGAGGCAUUCGUGGUCUAUCAUCUCUGCGCGCACGAGCCUGGCUGUGUUUCAUUCUCAAUCUGAUUCAGCGCAUGCAAAAGGAUGACGCCGAACGUUUAGAACUCAUGAAUAUCUUCAACGGCGUCAACGUGAUCUUGCUGGAGCAUGGUGAUGACCUGGGCAUUGUUGGGCAGGCACUGGAUAUCUAUAUCACGGCAGCAACUCGUCUCAGGCGUUUUUUCGCGCUGCAGAAUGGCUAUAUGCUAAUAUUUCCAGCUCUGUUUAAGAUCUAUUGCGAUUCUUCGACGAUACGCGUUGUGCAGGACACAAUCGACGCCGCUUUCUACCGGUUUUAUCUGCUUCAUCAAGAAGCGUUCGUUCUCCAGAGUCUGGGGGCGGUCGUGCCUCUGAUGCUACGCAACAUGUCCAGCCAACAAGCGGACAUUAUGGCAACAUGUCUAUUCGGGUUCUUGGAAGCGCUUCACCAGCCGACGACUACCUACCACUCGAAAGCCCUUGGAGUUCCAUCGCUAGCAGAGCCCUAUCAUGAAAGCAGCAGCUAUGGCGGACCUCAACUCGCAAUUCCAGACUGGAUGUCCCCUUUCAUUCCAAAGGACUCGAAACUUUUUCAAAGCAGCAACCUGCUUCACAAGCGGGAGUUUACCAUUGCUGAUUCAAUCAAGCUGUUUCUUGCAGUCAUUGCCUUCGAUCCUGGUUCCGUUCGAUCCGAGCAGUUUGUCCGCGUUCUAAGGCAAAUUAUGCCAUUCUUUCUGGAAAGAGAACCACAAUUGAUGACCAGUGGACUGGAUAGCCUUAUCGAGGCGAUUUCCAAAUUUGCCAGAUCCUCGAAACCGCUUUUGCCUCAAUCCUUUGUUCCCCCUCCUGUCGUUCCCAGGCAAACUCAAGACACUGAGGACGGCAAAUGUGAUGUCAGCCGGUUCGCGCUCUUCCCGAGUCCUCUGGCUAAGAACCAAGCUGUCAAGGGCAAAACCUGGGCCCAAAAUGAUCGUGUUGCAAUCAAACAUGAGUUUCUGUGUCUCAUCCAGUUGUUCUGCGAUCGUGGCGGUCAAUUGGCGGACAGUCAGCACCAGCAAAUGGCGGGCUUAGUACGGUCCAUCGUCAAAGAUUACACAUCGCUAAAGAUUCCAUGUACCAUGGAGUGGGUCAAGGAUUAUAUCCGUAGCGUUAUUCUUUCGGCGCACAGCCUGCAACAGGGAUGUCGUGCAAUGCUGUAUCUGGUGGUCCAGAUUGCGGGCUUUCUUCGAACGCACUACAAGUCGAUUGAUUUUUCUGGAUUUCUAGAUGGACUAUUGCUCGUUGCGGAGGACGACCGACGAUAUUUGCGAGGAUAUCCCGAGCUGGCCCAUGUAUUCCAUGAUAGGGUUGUCGGUCCAGGUCUUGCACUGGCUGCGAAAGGCCACUGGAUUACGGAUUCCGUGCAUGUCUCUCAGGCCAAAUUCUGCAGCAGCCUAGUGGAUUUGAUCCUUUCAAUGAUCAGUAACGCGGAUAUGGACACGAUCUCUGAACUCGAGCAAGCUACUCCAACACCUCGUUUCAUGGCAUACGUCAUUGUCCCAAUGUGCCUCCGCUUCAAAACUCGCUUUCAAUCUAACUGCAUGGACAUUUUGGAGAUGCAGUUUUGGUUAAGGAUGCUUGGUCUCACCGUUAAGGCUGCUGAGUACUACCCGGCCUUACGGAGAUCCUCCCGGACGACAGGGCUGUUUGCUCCGGUCCUCAAUGCUGCCAGGGUGGGCAGGAAGAGGUCAUCCUUCGACGUAUCCGGACCGAUGUCGCCACAGCAGCUCGCUCCUUCUGUCGGAUUGCCGCUCUCCGCCAGUGUCAUGUCCCAAACACCUGCUCAAUCUAGAAUCUCACCUCAUGCACACAAGGAUGACCAACCCGUGGACGACCAACAUCAUCAGCCAGAGCACACUAUGAAUGCGUCUCCAGGACUUUUGGUGGAUUUCAUUGCACUUCGUAUCAUCAUUGUCCGAGCAGAGCGAUAUCUUUCAUACUACCCUGGCUGCUGGCUGGAUAUCUUCAACAUCGUGAAGCGUUACUUUUCGGUCCAUGCCCAUUUGACGAGCUCUCUCUUGGGACAAGUUACCAUGAAACAUGGCCACCAAACUAGCCAUGGUGGCUCUGGCCCAUCCUCGCCCAGCAUUGCCACUCCCUUUCCUGCGACUCCACGUCUGGAUGGUCCCCGCACACCCGAUGUGAGGCACACGGGAGGCGGACUAUCUCCAUUCCCAGGGUUUUUCCGUUCCACAAGCGACAUAAUACCUGUCUUAGGUCCCAACGUCGCUAAAGAAAAUGUCCCCGCAACUGCUCUUGGAUAUCUACUUUGGACAUUUGCAGAGACGAUCCUUUUCAGUCGCGUACCUCUUAUGAUCAUGAUGCGUCCUUUUCUUAUGGAUCAACUUCGCCUGAUGAAGGAUCACCAGUCCCAGGCACUGUCAGCGCGUCUCGGUCGAUCAACUAAUAGCUCGGGACCAAAUUUCCCAGCAUUUUAUUGGCCUUCUCCCGCAGCUCCUCCUUCAGGCAACUCUGCAUCUGGAGGGUCAUCGCCGUGGAUGUCGCCAUUGCAUCUCAGAGGCGAUGGUGGAACAAACGAAGGUUUUCAUGGCCGAGACUCCGAGAUUGUCGGGCAACAGCAGCGGGCGGAUCGCCGGAAGCAGUGGAAAAGCUGGAGCAAACCCACUCAUACCAUGAGUGCGUUCACAGCGAUCGAGAGACCGCUUCAGGGCCUUGCAACGUCCAUGUCGCCUCACUUGUACUCCGCAGAACACCAGCAUCAGCACAGCUUCAUGUCUGAGACCUCUGAACAAGGCGGCAAUGUGAACGCCACGAUGCCCAAGACUCCUCGAACUCAAUUGCGUGGCCAUGGCAGGCAUCAUAAAACAGAGUCUGAAGCAAAGAAUGCUGAGGAUACUCUGCCAAAAGUCCUUGUCGACCGUGCCAACAGAUCUCUAGCUCACGUCAGGGCAAUGCUCAAUACAUCCUCAGAUGGGAUGACGAUGGCUACGGAGUGUGGAGUGCCCAUGUAUCCGGAAAAGAGGACGGCAUUGGUAUCGACUGGCCUGUCGCCGUCUAUGGCUCGGUACACCGAUCGACGGGACUCGUCUCAGUUUCCCAACGUAGGUUCCAGCCACAACAACGAACAUCAGUUUCUACAACCAGGAAAAUACGAGAGACAGCCUGUCAGCCCCGGAUUCGGAUCUAUGUUUUUGGCCAGAGAGGCUGCGCUCAAGGCGCCAGCGCUGCCAUUGCCGGACUCAGCAAUACAGAGUCCAUCAGCAGCCCAACAUUCGAUGACGUUAACUGUACCCGGGACCACUCCGGAAACCAACAGUAGACCCACCUUGAACGUCAUUACGAGCAGUAUGGGCGUAUCCUCGCCCUGGAGCAGUUCGGAAAAUGCGAGUGGCGGACGCAGCUUUAUUCUUGGCAACCCUCCGACUGCGCUAAACCAGCAGGCUGGGGAGCCAUCCUCUCCAGCAUCGGCUAUCCUGACAGCAGUCGGCAUCCCCUGCAUGCCAGUCAAGAAGAAUCGCAGCAUUCUAAAGCCAAGGAUUAUCACGACCGCACCGCCAAAAGCAGAUCCUAGUCCGCAACUUCAGGCGUCAGCCGAGCUACCAUCAGCCUCUGUCCAAAGUCCGAAUCCUCAUACACAGCACAAUGUGCAUCUAAUUAGGCGCAUGGAUAGUCGGAACACUGAAGACGGAGUCAGUUUGGUGAGCGGAGGGAUAGCUCUUGGUAGGCGGCCGAGUAUUUCGUCCGAGGAGCAGGAAAAUUACAGGGUGGCGUGCAUUCAUGCAAGGACUAAGAUAUUUAUUCAGAACAUUGAAGAGGAGACACGGAUCGUUCUGGCUUGCUUCCCUUCGGUAUUUUCGAUCGGUUAUGCACCGCCUCCAUCUGCUACUGCUGCUGCCUCAGGUAGUGUAGCAACAGCUGCUAUCCCGGUCGUCCCGCCAACCGAGAUGGCUGCUGUCACCGAUGAAUACCAACCUACGCAGCAUGAUGGACACCAGACGGAAGGAGCCUCUGAAGUCCAGCCAAAUAAUCAAGCCCGUGUCAGCACAUCGAGUCUGACGGUUCCCAGUCGAACAACCCCUUCAAUUACCAUCCAGGAUCAAUCUUAUCUCGCUCCAUCUCCCAUCCAUCCACUUCCAUCGGCGCUGGAUGGCGGGGAGCAUCUGUUCCGGACGAGUGCGCAUCGUCCAGAAUCCGAAGAUGUUUCCCCUUACAGGGUUGGGUCAUCUCCACACAACGUUGCUAAGGAACGACGGUCCAAGAGUGUGAUUUUCCAGCGGCUACCUUCCAUGGAUAACACCGCCGGUGUUGGCAGUAGCACUAAUAAUGUUCCUAUCUCAACCACUUACCCAGCUGCGCUGGUUGCUUCAGAGGGAAGACGUUCGCCCGCUCGUAUGAGCACGCCCCCAAUCCUAUCCAUCACGCUCUCUUCGCCUCCCCCGCAGCUGACGUCUACAGUAUCGGCAGUAUCGUUGAGUCCAUCCUUGUUAUCAUCAACUUCUGGGCUCAGUGGAUCUUCGACAAACCAAGGUGCGAGCCGGACUCUGGGCUAUUCAUCGAUCAGCAUCAGUCCUGUGGCAACUGUGGAAGAAGAUGAAGAGGAAAAAGAAGAAAAAGAAGAGGAAAAAGAAGAGGAACUCGAUUCAAGUUCCUCUGCGCCUGUUCAAAUGACUCUGCCGUACAAGAGUCGGUCGAGCAACGCUCCAGACAGCCAACCAUCCGCCAUAGUGGGACUGGGACUCAAUGUCGAUGCAGGAACCGAGGGCAGCCAAAAAAGAAAUAUCCCUUGAAGAAUCAAGCAAGGGUCCAUUAAUCAAUUAAUUACUUAAUUCAUUCACUCAUUCAUUCACUCAUUCAUUCCUGUACACGAAUUCAAUAUAGAGACAGUCAUGACCAUGUACUUUAUUUGCUAAUGAAACCAUCACUCCAGAUCGACAAAGCAAGUUUCAUACCCCUAAUCCGAAGAUGAAUUUGCUUUUCGAAUACAAAAGCGCAUUCACUUGGUCAUACAAGCAAC
Molecule: messenger RNA, 8236 nt
Organism: Gamsiella multidivaricata
Lineage: Eukaryota; Fungi; Mortierellomycota; Mortierellomycetes; Mortierellales; Mortierellaceae
Exons: 8
Coding region: 117-8009 (2630 amino acids)
Biological process (GO): monoatomic cation homeostasis
Cellular component (GO): axon; cation channel complex
Molecular function (GO): monoatomic cation channel activity
Source: RefSeq, a predicted model, not a curated record